Messenger RNA from Synchiropus splendidus (mandarinfish), 2677 nucleotides. RefSeq lists its product as uncharacterized. The record is from RefSeq and is a predicted model, not a curated record. Gene Ontology annotation, molecular function: S-adenosylmethionine-homocysteine S-methyltransferase activity. Gene Ontology annotation, biological process: S-methylmethionine cycle. Bases 396 to 1331 code for a protein of 311 amino acids. The transcript has 8 exons. NCBI's taxonomy places the organism in Eukaryota, Metazoa, Chordata, Actinopteri, Syngnathiformes, Callionymidae.
UUUUAUUCGCGCAUUGUACAAAAAAAAAUCCCUAUCUCUACUCCACUUCCGGUUUUUACUGUUUCUGUGGUAACCGUGCUGAUGCGUUCAAUGGCAAGCAAGAAAAUACGUCUAUUGAAACGAUUCGCAUGACUAUGAGCUAGUUAGACUGGGGGAUGCUUGACAAUAAUUUUGCCUUGUGGUAGUGCAGGUCGUAGACUUAUUUUGUUGUGUUCUGCCCUUUCCGGCCGCUCAGUACCUAUUUUUAUCUGACCGUUUUGACAUUCGUUUCAACGAGUUCAUUGAACGCAUCGUUUGGUUCCGUCAUGUCAGACAUCCGGAAGACGCGUGUGAAAGUUUCACGAACCGUUGUCUGUUUGUCCACUUCCCUUAUGAUAGAUCUCGGUCUGUGAUAAAUGAAGUCUCUCGCUGAUCUGAAGCAGCAUAUCAAUAGUUAUGGCCCUCUCAUUUUGGACGGCGGCCUAGCAACCGAUCUGGAGGCACAUGGAGCUACAUUACAGGGAGAUCCUUUAUGGAGCGCCAGACUUCUCCACACACAACCCCAGGCCAUUAAAGAAUCCCACUACAGGUUUCUCCAAAGUGGGGCAGACGUGGUCACCACUGCAACGUACCAGGCCAGUCUCUCAGGAUUCACCAGUCACCUGGGUUUGAGCGCCGAGGAUGCGAGAGAGUUGCUCAUGUCUGCUGUCCAUCUGGCUAGAGACGCAGUGAGGACGUUUGUCUCUGACGGUCUUUCAACCAUGUCAGAGAAGCGGUAUUUCCUGGUGGCAGGUUCUAUUGGGCCAUAUGGGGCUUUUCUGUGCAAUGGCUCAGAGUACACUGGAGACUAUGCAAACAACAUGAGCCUUGAGGAGCUGAGGUCGUGGCACCGUCCACAGGUGGAAUGUGUUGCUGCGGCCGGGGCUGAUGUUAUUGCAUUUGAGACCAUCCCCAGUAUCAAAGAGGGGGAGGCUCUGGUGGAGCUGUUGCGAGAGUUUCCCGACACCAAAGCCUGGCUCUCCUUCUCCUGUAAGGAUGGAAAGCAUAUAUCGGACGGCAGCCUUUUCACGGAUGCAGUUCAGAUUGCCCAACGAUCCAAACAAGUCAUUGCUGUCGGAGUCAACUGCUGCGCUCCAGGGUUGGUGGAGUCACUGCUGGACUCAGCCAAGUCCAUAAAGGACCCAGACACGCAGUGGGUCGUCUACCCAAACAGUGGGGAGGAGUGGGACAGGAAACAAGGAUGGAAAACAUCAGGCAGACAAUCAAUAACUGAUCUGAGUCAGACGUGGUUGGAGCAGGGAGCUACGAUGGAGGCUGCUGCCGCAUCAGCCCGGCUCACAUAUCUGAGCUGAGGCAGGCGUUAAAGGGGAAAUCAUCAGGACCUUAAAAUCAACAGCGCAAAUAAAGAAUUGAGUACAAAUAAUUUAUUUAUAGACAAAUAAAUAAACCACUACUUCAAGUACCGACAGACACAGUGUCAAUGGGAAAAUGGCACGGCGCUGAUGCAAACACAAGUGAGUGAACAAACAGAAUAGAUGGAAUCUGCCACUUUGUUUCUGUGCUCCUGCACGGCGUUCAACCAAACAAUGGCUUACAACACUUUGACAGGGGAUUUUCACAGAACAUAACACAGGAACCUGCGGCACAAACAUCACCAUAUUUCCUGCAGCUGUUGCAGGGGCUUCAACCAGACGGUACAUAAAAGCCUGCGAGUACAACAGUCAAGUCUGAGCUUACCACCUUCGAAGCAAGAUUGUUGAAAUGUAGCGGAUAACUUUUGUUAUUUACAUGACUGGGUUGGCAAAUCUCCUUGUCAGUAACACCAUUCGAAUCAAACCGCUCUUUUUUUUACUCGACCAAAACCUACAGUGAAAAGAGAGACUUUCUUCCCCAUGGGUUCAACUUGUCUCCAUGCUACCUAGUGGCUUUAGGUUGUUUGACCAGUUCACUGUGUAGCCUGUCACUGGUCAGAUCCCUGUAAGGAGUGGUGUUGCACCACAGACAAACAUACCUUCAGAUCAUGUCCUUGUAUACAAGUUCAUCGGUCUCUUUGGAUAACUUCAAAACAAAAUUCUGCCUCUCAACUUUGCCUUGUACCUGACAUAUGGCCACAUGGAUCUGUAUGUAAUGACCCAUCAGGUGAUGAGAUAUGUGCUUGGUAAAACCUGGCUGGUGUGUGGCUUCUUGCAGCAGACUCAGAGCAGCCAUGGUGACUGACUGUGAAAAAACAAGUGCCACCGCAACAUGUUCAGUUCCUGAACAUACAAAUAUUAAAGAUAGGAUGUGUAACUUUGAAUGUGCUGUUGACACUACCUCUUUACAAUAUUGACUCGACCACCACUGAAUCAGAUCAGGGCAACAGUUGGGGAUUCAGGUUAGCAGAUGCCAGAGAGUUAGUGGACUUACCUUUAAAUAUUAACUGCUCUUUAAGAGACCAUUGUAACAGCUUAAUCCAGUGCUAGUGUAGAUGAUUGAUGUGAUCAACCAGUGAAGUGCAUGUCAACCUCUGAGGAAUAUCUAACCUGUGAGCAACAAAACUGAUCUAGAUCAGAGAUCCACAUCCCAGUACAAGUCCAUUCUGUCUUAUAAACAAAGGGAGCGCAGCUGUAAGUGCAGCAGUAAACCCACCACUGUAAUCGGUCACUCACACUUGGUGCAGUUCAGUCGCCGAUUUCCUCCUCCAUGUCGCUGUCCGGUG